AUGGAGAUCCCAUUUGAAUCCCUUCGGCCGAUAACAGAUGACUGGGAAGAGUGGGACGCCGAGCUCGCAAGGCGUAGGAUCUUCUGGGACUCUCUUGCCACUAAGGAUUGGUUCCGUGAAAGAGGGUACACCCUCUACGAUCGCGAAUUCCCUGAAUCGCAGACCACCGUCCCCGCAUUGCCGUUUGAAGAUUCUCAGGAAGCGAAUCACCCUUACGCUGUCCACGCUCUGGAUAUGUCUUUUGGAGAAGUACCUUUACGUGCCACCGAUUGGGAUUCUGGAAAGGUCCUUUUCGCGCAGGACUCACAGUCGCGCCAUGUGGCAAUAAAAAUCGUGAAGGAUGAUGGUGACGAGUACCGCGUCCUUCAGUUCUUGCAACAGCAGCCACAUAAAAUCCUGAGGAGCCACUGUCUUAUUCCAGCCCUUGACAUGGGGUGGAAGUGUGACGCUGCCAGCUUUCACGAAAUUCUCGAUCUUGUGAGAGCAAUGUUAAAGGGACUGAGUUUUCUGCAUAAACACAACAUCUGCCAUCGGGACGUGAAACCAGCUAAUAUGCUCGCUAACCACUUCUCCGAUGACACUGACGCAAACUUCGACACGCGCAUGCAGCUGCGUCUCCACGGCCAGCUGAAAUAUGCCAUGUUCGACUUCGACUUUUCGAUCAUGUUUCCCCCUACCAUCGAUCGUGCCCUGUGCCGAUUGCCUUACCAGAAAUCAUGGGAAGCGGCCUGGAUUCGUCCAUAUGAUACAUCUCAAGGGGAGUUUGAUUAUGAUCCCUUCGCGUUCGACGUAGGCACCCUAGGCUUCGUCCUCAUCCACUCCUUCCGGGAACGCAUCCGAUAUGCUCCUCUACUUGCUCCGCUGCUGGAUCGUAUGACGACCCAUCGUCUACAGGAGCGCUUCACGGCCGAGCAGGCUCUCCGAUAUCUGGAGGAAGCAUAUGCCGAAAUUACUGAAGAUGAGCUCUCGAAAGAGAUGGAACCAGAGCCGAUGCCCAUUUGUGAGGACUCGAGAGACUUGUGGGUCGAUGUCCCACCUCAUCUUGCGGCACGCUGGUCGUCGCAUCGACAGCCAGCUUUACCUCUGCGUCAGAAAUUCCUCCGCUGGUUAUGUCGGUACCCAACGAUGCAGCAUCUGGUUCUAUUGGCGAGGUGGACGUUCUAUCAACUGACUACAUAUCCUGCACGCUUCUGUCGAUGCUAUGGUACUCACUCGAUGUGA
This is a messenger RNA of Cyclocybe aegerita, 1221 nucleotides long. The record is from the annotation of a GenBank genome assembly. Lineage: Eukaryota; Fungi; Basidiomycota; Agaricomycetes; Agaricales; Hemipholiotaceae.